Messenger RNA from Lycium ferocissimum, 1785 nucleotides. Its product is annotated as homeobox protein knotted-1-like LET12. NCBI's taxonomy places the organism in Eukaryota, Viridiplantae, Streptophyta, Magnoliopsida, Solanales, Solanaceae. Gene Ontology annotation, cellular component: nucleus. Gene Ontology annotation, biological process: regulation of DNA-templated transcription. The transcript is spliced from 7 exons. Gene Ontology annotation, molecular function: DNA binding. Bases 153 to 1415 code for a protein of 420 amino acids. The record is from RefSeq and is a predicted model, not a curated record.
UACACACAAAACCACUGUUGAAGUAAACGCUGUUGUUUUUUCCCCCUCUUUCUUACUUUUCUUCUUCUUUGUGUACUGGUUGAAAAAAUGAACACAUAGAAGCAAACCAAUACUCUGAAAGUCUAAGUUACUCUAAAAUAGCCAUAGUAGCCAUGGAGUUUCAGGACCACUUUUCACAAGAAAUGGCCCUUCAUCAACAACAACAACAACAACAGCACCAAAACGCAGGGGUAUUACGUUCAAUGUUACCUGAAUCUCCUCAAAAAUCACCUCCUACUUGGCUCAACUCUUCCCUCCUCCGUCAACAACAACAACAACACAGUCACUUCAACGCCGCCGCAAACUCGCCGUCCUCCGCCGCAGCAGCAGUCGCCGGAGGAAACAAUUUCCUGCACCUCCAGACAUCAAACUCUGACUCAUCUAACUCUAAUCAGUGGCUUUCCCCUACUGCCGCUGCCGCCGGUGGUCAUGGCGCCGGUGAGUUAUCGGAGUCUAUGAAUUUUGCCAAGAAGAUGAGUCAACAACAACAACAACAUAGCGGAGGAGGAGAAGAGAACAACAACAACAGUAAUAAUGAGGAGGAGUCAUCAUGGGAGAGAGAGAAAUGCAAAGCAGAUAUAUUGAACCAUCCAUUAUAUGAUCAGUUACUGUCUGCACACGUGUCAUGCCUGCGAAUCGCAACGCCGGUUGAUCAACUACCUAGGAUUGAUGCACAGUUAGCACAGUCACAGAAUGUGGUGGCUAAAUACUCUGUUCUUGGACAAGGUCAACAACCUCUUGAUGAUAAAGAACUUGAUCAAUUUAUGACACAUUAUGUUCUGUUGCUCUCUUCCUUUAAAGAACAACUGCAACAACAUGUCCGCGUCCAUGCAAUGGAAGCUGUCAUGGCUUGUUGGGAGCUUGAACAAUCUCUACAAAGCUUAACAGGGGUAGCACCAGGGGAAGGUACAGGAGCAACAAUGUCUGAUGAUGAUGAUGACCAGGCUGAUAGUGACACAAACUUUUUGGAUGGAGGUUUUGAUGGACCAGAUAGCAUGGGUUUUGGUCCACUUGUACCUACUGAAAGUGAAAGGUCCUUGAUGGAGCGUGUUAGGCAAGAACUCAAGCAUGAGCUCAAACAGGGUUAUAAGGAAAAGAUUGUUGACAUUAGAGAGGAAAUUUUGCGCAAAAGAAGAGCAGGAAAGCUGCCUGGUGACACUACAUCUGUUUUGAAAGCUUGGUGGCAAACACAUUCCAAGUGGCCUUAUCCAACUGAGGAAGACAAAGCACGGUUAGUGCAAGAAACAGGGUUGCAACUAAAGCAGAUUAACAAUUGGUUUAUUAACCAAAGAAAAAGGAACUGGCACAGCAAUCCAUCAACAUCUUCUUCUCAGAAAAGCAAACGCAAGAGUAGUGCAGGUGAACUCAAGCAGUAAAAAUGAUGAAGGAGAAAAUGAACUUUUUUUAUGUUCUAGCAAAAAGCCAGUGCAAAGCUCAUUAGCAAACCAAACAUGAAUGGUUGGAAUUUGGGAACUGAAUUUGAGUUUUUGGCUGAAGUAAUUGACCACAAGAAGUUCCCAGCUGACCUGGUUGACUAAGAUAUGCUUUAGAGAGAGUAUAGAUACUUGUGAAAGUAAUAGCACUUUCUUAUUUAUGAGGUUAAUUUUCUAUGUUAAAAGGCAUAUUUAGCACAACAGGUUCCGGUUUAUAUAAUUUUGUUUUCUACCAAGUAUUUGGAGGCUAUGUUGUAAUUCUGAAUGCUAGUGUUACUCAUUUUUGUGAAUAAGAAGUUGUAGAUUAUAAUUA